This is a messenger RNA of Phlebotomus argentipes, 2591 nucleotides long. RefSeq names its product pre-rRNA 2'-O-ribose RNA methyltransferase FTSJ3. The record is from RefSeq and is a predicted model, not a curated record. Gene Ontology annotation, biological process: maturation of LSU-rRNA from tricistronic rRNA transcript (SSU-rRNA, 5.8S rRNA, LSU-rRNA); maturation of 5.8S rRNA from tricistronic rRNA transcript (SSU-rRNA, 5.8S rRNA, LSU-rRNA); rRNA methylation. NCBI's taxonomy places the organism in Eukaryota, Metazoa, Arthropoda, Insecta, Diptera, Psychodidae. The coding region runs from base 95 to 2551 and encodes 818 amino acids. Gene Ontology annotation, cellular component: preribosome, large subunit precursor; nucleus; nucleolus. Gene Ontology annotation, molecular function: rRNA (uridine-2'-O-ribose)-methyltransferase activity; rRNA (guanine) methyltransferase activity. The transcript is spliced from 3 exons.
UAAAUCGUGCGUGUUUUGCACGAGGGUUUGUUUUCUUCCAUUACUCCUCGAUUUUCGCCGUUUUCCACAGUCUCCCUGCCACAACUCCGUCACAAUGGGGCGGAAAACCAAAUUAGGAAAGACUCGGAAGGAUAAAUUCUACAAACUCGCAAAGGAAACAGGAUAUCGUUCUCGGGCUGCCUUCAAGUUGAUCCAGCUGAACAGGAAGUUCGGCUUCCUGCAGGAGUCGCAGGUGUGCGUGGAUCUGUGCGCUGCGCCCGGAGGAUGGAUGCAAGUGGCGAAGCAGAACAUGCCGAUCUCCAGUAUCGUCAUCGGCGUGGAUCUCUUCCCCAUCAAGCCCGUGGGCGGCUGCAUAGGACUCGUGGGCGACAUCACGACGGACACCACGAAGGCGGCGCUGGCUAAGGAGUUGGGCACGUGGAAAGUGGACGUUGUGCUGCACGACGGAGCGCCAAAUGUGGGCAAGAACUGGCUUCACGACGCCUUCCAGCAAAUCACGCUGACCCUGAGUGCCCUGAAGCUCGCCACGCACUUCCUGAGACCUGGCGGAUGGUUCGUGACGAAGGUGUUCCGCUCCAAGGACUACAAUGCGCUGCUGUGGGUGCUGAAGCAGCUCUUCCGCAAGGUGCACGCCACGAAGCCCUCGGCGUCGAGGAAGGAAUCCGCGGAGAUCUUCGUCGUGUGUCAGUACUACGUGGCGCCGGACAAGAUCGAUCCUCGACUGCUGGACGCGAAAUACGUGUUCGAGGAGCUGGAUUUGGAGACGAAGAAGAGCAGCGUCUUGCAUCCGGACAAGCAGAAGAGGAUCAAGGCGGAGGGUUACACGGAGAAGGACUUCAGUCUGCGCCACGAGUUGCCCGUGUCCAAGUUCAUUGAGCACGCGAAUGGGAUUGUGGCUCUGCAGGGCGUCGGAGAGAUUGUGUUCGACGACGAGGAGAUCGCCAAUCACCCGAGGACCACCGAGGAGAUCCGCGAGUGCUGCAAGGACAUCAAGGUGCUGGGCCGGAAGGAUUUGAAGGCGUUGAUUGCGUGGUGGAAAGCCUUACACAAAGAGUGGGAGGAGAACAAGAAGCCCAAGGUUGAGGAUGAGAUGCCAGAGGAGGCGCCGAAGAAGACGCAGGAUGAGCAGGAAGAUGAGGAGCUGGACGAGCUGGAGGCGCACGUGGCGGAAGUGGCUCUGGAGGAGGCGAAGGAAGCGAAGAGGCGCAAGAAGAAGGCCAACAAACUGCGGGCGCGCCUCAAUGAGAAGAUGAACCUGAAGAUGGUGCUGAAAGGCGACGAAGGACCGCGCGAAGAGGCUGACGAUGAAGUGUUCAGCCUGCAGAAUAUCAACUCGGCCAAGCGCCUCGAGCAGCUGGAUGAUCAGACACCCGACGUCCUGGCGGAUUCUGACAACGAGGCGGACUCUGAAUUCCGCCCGAAGUUCGUGAGAUUUUCCAAAGAUGCGAUUUACGAUGACGAGGGAAACGUGGAAGAGGGCAAAGUGUCUGACUUUGAGCUCUCGUCGACGGAUUCGGACUCAGAUCUAGAGCAGGAGGGCCUGGGAUUGCCAGGAGAUGAGGAGGAGUCGGGAAACGAGGACGUCGCCAAGGCGAAAGAGGUCCGAGCGAAGCUCAGAGCGACGAAUCCUCUUCUCAUGGACCUCGAUUCACGCGACAAAGACACCAAGCGGACCCAGAGAGUCCAGUUUUGGUUCGAAAAGGACACACUGAAGGGACUGGAGGACGAGGAAGAAGAUCAGGAGUUCGAUCUGGAUCGUAUCGCGGCGGAAUUCAAGAAGAAGGGCGUGAAGAUUCUGGGAAAGGCGGAAGAGCAGGAAUUGCCGCUGGGCAAGAAGGCCAAGAGGAAGGCGAGGCAUCAGGCAGACAAAUCAGAGUCAGACACCACGGAUUCAGAGGACGAGGAUCACGAUUCAGGCGCGGCUGUGAAGCACGAAGUGGUGCAAAACGUGGGCGGAAAGGCGGGCUUCGACGUAGUGGCACGCCAGCCGACGAAGAAGAUCCGCCUGAGUGAGGAGGAGCUGGCACUGGGCUCUCUGCUGGCCAGCGGUCGGCGGAAGCGUCGGGAUCUCGUGGACGCGGCGUGGAAUCGCUACACUUUCAAUGACGACGACUUGCCGGACUGGUUUGCGCGCGACGAGGCGCUGCACAUGCGGAAGGAGGCGCCGGUGCCUCGCGAGUUGGUCAGUGAGUACCAUCGGCGCAUGGAGGAGAUAAAUGUGCGCCCCAUCAAGAAGGUGAUGGAAGCGAAGGCACGCAAGAAGAAGCGGGCGCUGAAGAGAUUGACGAAGGCGAAGAAGCGCGCCGAGGCGGUGCUGGACAAUCCCGACGCGAGCUCACAAGAGAAGAUCAGACAGAUCCGGAAGCUGUACAAGAAGGCGGAGGACAAGAAGAAGGACGUGACGUAUGUGGUGAGCAGGAAAGCCUUCGCUGGCAAGAAGCCCAGACGCCCGGCGGGCGUGAAGGGGCGCUACAGGAUUGUGGAUCCUCGCCAGAAGAAGGACAAGAGGGCGAUGGCAGCGAAGGAGAAGCGCAGUGGGAAGAGGAAAUAGAAUGUCUAAUAGGGAUUACUGAUCAAUAAAUACUAUAUCG